This is a messenger RNA of Fibroporia radiculosa, 1092 nucleotides long. RefSeq lists its product as uncharacterized. The record is from RefSeq and is a predicted model, not a curated record. The transcript is spliced from 3 exons. NCBI's taxonomy places the organism in Eukaryota, Fungi, Basidiomycota, Agaricomycetes, Polyporales, Fibroporiaceae. The coding region runs from base 1 to 1092 and encodes 363 amino acids.
AUGCCUGCUCCCGCCGCCAUCUAUAUCGUCGGCGCGGUGAGCGUCAUCGCUGCUGUCUUUGCUUUCAAGGAGUUUGUGUAUGAGCCUCAUAUCGCACCGAGGAUCGAGGUUUGGGCGGAAUCGUUUGUCGAGCGACGCAGACGACAGAGGCAGCAGCGGCAUGGCCCUACCCUCGCCUCGCCCGUAAAUGAAGGCGGCAACGAGAAUAGGCCUCGAAGAUCCGCCAAUCCUACUGGCGAUCACAGGCCUGCGACCCCAUCGGACGAUUUAUCUGUCGAGCUGAACCAGUUUUCCGUGCAUCAGCAGACCGGGAGGAGCGAUGGGCAGACAUCUGGUGGUCUUCGGCUUAGGCCAACGGCGGCAGUCAUGGAGGAGUCCAAUCUCUUCAUUCCCUUUACGCCAAUAACACCGACUCGUGCGCUCUCCGACUCCUCCAUAUCCUCGUCCCCGCGCUCGCCGACCCACGAACCUCUACCGUCAGGCAGUCCCCCAACCGCAGAACUGCCGCCCCCAUAUCGCCCCUCAGCCGCAGCCGCUCCAUCACCAGAGCGCCCCGGAGCAUCGUCCACGAGCUCAACUUACGUAUACUCCCCACGGCGGCCCACCCCACUGUCUCCCUCUGCUGUAUCAGCGCGUGCCACGACGCCUAGCCUGGCUCAUCCUAAAUUGACGCACUCCUCUCCGUCCUCCCGCGCUUCAUCGCCGGACGUCCCUGCGAUGUACAACACCGCACUCAUGGGCUCCGGCAGUAUCGCGGUUGAGCGCACGCCAUUGGGCGACGUGCGUUCUUUCCCAACGUCGCGCAUACAGUCACCAUUCUCCGACAACUACUCGAUCGUGGCACGCAGCCCGACCUUCAGCGCGCGCUCGGACGCACCGUCGUCCGCACUGCACCUCGAGGAGGAGGAAUCCGAGCUUGAUAUGCUGUCGGACAUGGAUACGGACGAGGACGUGCUGUCGUUGCGGUCGGAAAUCUUCAGCCCGGAGCAGGUCGGGCGCCGCGUGCUAACGUCCGAUGUGGAAUUUUUAUAUGGGAGCGACACUGAGACGGAGAGCUGGGCGAGCACGGGCCGCCGCACGCCGGAGAUGUAG